GCUCGUGUCUCACGCGAGCACAAGCCUCGUCAGCGCAGGGGCGCGUGCCACAUGUGAAGCGGAGGGGACAGCUCCCAGGUGCUGAAAGUGCUCGGCGCUCCAAAGAGAAAGAGAGACGCGGAGGGGGGAAGAGAAUCAACGCCUCAAUUAGACAUUUAGAGAAAACGCGUUUUCUGCAAAACACGGGCAUAUACAGAUAGAGCGCCAGGCCUUCAAAAACAGAUGGCUGCCACCCAGGAUGCAAAAGGGAAGGGAGAGGGAGGGGACCAAAACUUUGACUACAUGUUCAAGCUGCUGAUCAUCGGCAACAGCAGCGUGGGCAAGACGUCUUUCCUGUUCCGCUACGCAGAUGACGCCUUCACCUCGGCCUUCGUCAGCACGGUGGGCAUCGACUUCAAAGUGAAGACCGUGUACAAGAACGACAAGAGGAUCAAGCUGCAGAUCUGGGACACAGCAGGCCAGGAGCGCUACAGGACCAUCACCACCGCUUACUACCGCGGGGCCAUGGGCUUCAUCCUAAUGUACGACAUCACCAACGAGGAGUCCUUCGGCGCUGUGCAGGACUGGUCAACCCAGAUAAAGACCUACUCAUGGGAUAAUGCACAAGUGGUGCUGGCUGGAAAUAAGUGUGACAUGGACGAAGAGAGAGUGGUGUCAGUGGAUAGUGGCAGACUGCUGGCAGAACAGUUGGGUUUCGAAUUCUUCGAGACCAGCGCCAAGGACAACGUCAACGUCAAGCAGACCUUUGAACGCCUCGUCGACCUCAUUUGCGACAAGAUGUCCGAGAGCUUGGACAGCGAUCCGGCCGUCACUACGGGAGCCCCCACUGCCAAACUCACAGACAGCGCUCCGCCACUGCAGCAGCCCGGAUGCAACUGUUAGUGAGCGACGUGGGGGGGGGGGGGGAGCCAAAGGGAGGGCAGUGCAGGUCCUGUAAGGUGUCAGAGCGUGCAGAGUUUUUUGUUUCUCCCUCAGCGUUAUCACUCCUGCUAGUGCUGCUUCCUCUGGACUACAGUUCAAACCCAGUUUAGUAGUAGAAUUACAAAAUGCUGUCGUAUUAUCUCUCAAUUUUAUCACCUUAUAUCCAGAGCAAAUAACCAGACAAACAGUGAUAGCUGUGUCAGAUGUGUAACACUACAGGAUAUCUACAUUAUAGAGACACCAUAUUCUCAUUCUUCAGCUAGUUAGUACAGUUAUAAUCUGAGUGUGACCGAUAAGGCCAUAAUCAGGUGUACAGAGAAACAUUUAGACCUUGAGAAUCUUUAAGAUCUAGAAUACUAAUAAAAUGAGGGACAGAGUGAGUGCUUUAAUAGUUAUUAUUUUUUGUACAGUAUGUAUUUUACUUUUAUAGGAUUACUUUAUCUCCUAAAGCUGCCAAAUCUAUGAUUUUGUGCACUAAAGGAUGUAGCGGCUUUCUUUUGUGUCCUGAGUGUGUGGCUGUUGUGUGCGUCUGUGCAGUGUGUGAGUGCAUGAGUUUGAAGUCUGAGUGUAACUUUUUUGUCAUUAUUAUUAAAAAAAAAAAAAUCUUCUACCUUGGAUAAAAAAAGUGGCCUUUUAGCAUCUCCAACACGGCCUCUGUAGGUUCCUCUGUCAUGCUUUCUUUGGGAAUGAAUCCAGUAUGUUAUAAUGUUGAUGUGAGUAGUACUCCACAGUUUGCCGUCUGUAGAAGUGUGAUUUCUCGAUUAGUGUAUCUGUGAAUCUUCAAAGCAAAUAUUUCUAUGUGCUUCGCCUCUAAGAUGACCCUUUAUAGUUUGAUGCGAUGAGCAUGCUUAGGAAAACUCAAUCAUAUGUACUGUUUUGUCUUCAGAUAGAAUCUAACUAUGACAGUGACUAUCCAACAUUUCUUUAAAUAAGAGUCUCACACUGGUAAGGCACAGAAGAGUGUAUAAUAAUAAACUACUGAUCAGCUCUGGCAUGGAAUAAACAGCCAUAUAUUAAUCACAUUGCUUAACUUUUGAGUCCGCAUGCUAAAUGUCAUGUUUAUGUGAUGAAAGUUUAUCCCUACUUAAAGAAAAAACAUUUCAGACGUUCAGUUGGAAAUGGGAGCUUCUCCAAGCUGGCAUAAACACAGUGGAGCUCAUAAUAAUGAGUCAAAAUAAAGUAUAAAAGUUGUAGCUUCUUUUAAAAUCCAGAAUGCCUUUCAGUUGUGCAACUCAUGUAGAAAAAAAAAACAACAUUUGUGCCAAAACAUCAUAGUUCCUUUAGCAUUGUUGGUUGUUUGUUGCAUAGUCGAAUAAACCCCCCCCCCCCCCGAACAUUGCAUGAAGCCAGCCCUGACUUAUCCAUGUAGAUUUCUAUAAUAAGAUGUAUAUAUCUAUAAAUAUAUAUAUCACUCUGUGUUACAGAUUUAGAAGCGUUGUCACAGCACUUGCUGUGAGAUGCAAUGGGCCAAUAAGUGCAAUAUUUUAUGAAUGAAACCCUGUACAUAGUUUCUCCUGUCCUCUGCUGUUUGAGUGACAGUUUGGUCAGAAUGGCUGAUGUACAAUCUGGAGAAAAAAAAAGAGUGUGUGUGUUGUUGUGUAACUGCAGCCACUGAAUGUGAGACUGUGUGUGUGUGUGUGUGUGUGUGUGUGUGUGUGUGUGUGUGUGUGUGUGUGUGUGUGUGUGUGUGUGUGUGUGUGUGUGUGUGUGUGUGUGUGUGUGUGUGUACCUGCCAUAUUGACCAGACAAAUGACGUGAUAUAGUGUAUUGUUUGUGUAUACCUUUUGUACAAAUAUAUUCACGUACUAUAUGCUGUUCUGCUAAGUGUUGAGUGUUGGUUAAAGUUGUGUUUUCAUGUCCAAAUGCAGUGUUAUUGUGAGCGAUAGUCAGGGAGGUAAACUUAGUCCAUGCCAUAUGCCAUACUGUUGUAACACCAAGAAAAAGGAUACACUUACAAGCCCCAUGUGCAUCUGUGUGUACAGUACACGUGCCCCGUGCGUGUGCAUCUGUGUAUGUGUGUGAUACAUCAUUUAAAUGCUAAUAGCCAUGAAAUGAGUCAUUGCACUGGUCUCCAGCCAAGAUUCAUUUAAUAGAGGAAUAAUUAUGUGGCAAUUUGGUGCCCAAAAAAAAGUUACUCUGGGUCACUCUCAUUCUAGAUCAGUACGACUUUAAAUAUAACGGAAUAUAUUUGUUUCUUGGAGUGCAAGCAAAGUAAGAAAUAUGUUUUUGAGAUUAUAGGAAAUAAAUCAAAUUCUAUCA
Labrus bergylta (ballan wrasse) is the source of this 3180-nucleotide messenger RNA. It is a transcript of the gene rab3c, whose product is annotated as RAB3C, member RAS oncogene family. Gene Ontology annotation, biological process: regulation of exocytosis; protein localization to plasma membrane; protein secretion. The record is from RefSeq and is a predicted model, not a curated record. Gene Ontology annotation, molecular function: myosin V binding; GTP binding; GTPase activity. NCBI's taxonomy places the organism in Eukaryota, Metazoa, Chordata, Actinopteri, Labriformes, Labridae. Gene Ontology annotation, cellular component: endosome; synaptic vesicle; plasma membrane.